GUAGGCAUAUUGAACGACGUACGGAGUGGAUCGUCUCAAGUGCUAGUGAUGUAGUAUAUGGCAGUGGCAGACUGACAGUUGUUGUUUGUAGUUGUCAGAGUAAUGUUAUGGUGACAGGAACGUCUCGUGCUUAUCUACCUUUUUUUUCAUAGAAGAUGAAUGGUGAACACUGCCUGGAACUAUGCAAUGUGUUUCACACAGGUCAUGUGGAACCAGGUACCUGCAUGCAAAGACUUAUGGGCAAUGUGAAGACAGGUAUUAUUUUGAAAGAUGUGUCACUCGAGGUUCAUGGUGGAGAAGUUCUUGCAGUUCUUGGGUCUAAAGGAAGUGGAAAACGUGCAUUGUUGGAGGUGAUUUCACGGCGUGCCCAAGGUCCUACUAGGGGGCAGAUAUUAUUGAAUGGAAUGCCAAUGUCACUAAGAUUGUUUCAGCAAAGUUGUGGAUAUGUUACUCAUAAGUGUGACCUUCUUCCUGCAAUUACAGUGGAGCAGACAUUGUAUUAUGCUGCUCAACUGACAAUUGGAUCUAAGAUCUCACACUAUGUGAAAGCAUCAAGAGUUAAACAAGUCAUGGCUGAUCUUGCAUUGACCCAGGUGGCUAACCGUGGAACACAGUAUCUUACACCAAGCGAAUAUCGUCGUCUUAUGAUAGGAGUUCAGCUUGUUCGAGAUCCAAUUCUGCUGCUGCUAGAUGAACCGACAUGGGACUUGGAUCCUUUGAACACUUAUCUUAUAAUAUCCAUUCUUUCAAACCAUGCACGAAAAUAUGGAAGAAUUGUUGUUCUUACAAUGGAGAAACCUCGUUCAGAUGUUUUUCCAUUUUUGGAUCGUGUAAUGUAUCUAUGCCUAGGAGAUGUAGUUUAUACUGGUGGCACUCGACUCAUGUUAGAUUACUUCCGCAGCAUUGGAUUUCCAUGCCCUGAACUUGAGAAUCCUCUCAUGUAUUACUUGUGCUUGUCGACUGUGGACCGUCGAUCUCGUGAGCGUUUUAUUGAAUCAAAUCACCAAAUAGCUGCUCUCGUGGAGAAGUUUAAAAUAGAAGGUGGACCUUUCCGGAAAUCUUCUAGUUCUACUGUUGGCAAUGUUGUCCCUGAUGGUCCAGACCUAGUUCAUGGAGGUGUGGCAGCAAACUCGAACAAAGUCCCAUUGUCAGCAUUUGGGAGACCAGGGUGUUUACGUGUUAUGUGUAUGUUGUAUAUGAGGUGUUUGGCAACUACAUUCAACCUAAAGAGAACAGGUGUGACUUGUCUUGCCUUACGUUUGCUGGCAUUGCCGAUAUUUCAUUUUCUGUUGUGGAUCUUCUACAGUGGAAUGCAGGAUUAUCAGAGGACAUUUAUCACUCGUAAUGGGCUUGUAUUUAACUGUAUUGCAGGAGCAUAUGUUGUCGCAAUAAUUGUAACAGCCUGCACAUUUCCACCUCAUCGAACUCGAUACUAUCAAGAAGCCCAAGAGGGGUUGUAUAGUGGACCACUUUUUCUUUUGUGCUAUCUCCUGUAUUCACUGCCAUUUUCAGCAGUUUCUGUUGCAGCGGCGUCAAGAAUUUCAUUUGAAUUGAUUGGUAUAAAGGCUUUGUCCGAGUGGCUUCUGUUUGGUGGCAUUUUGUGGGCUUGUUACUUACUGGCUGAACAGCAAACUAUAGCAAUUCUGAUGACUGUAUGCAGUUCUUUUAGAGCUGCUGUCUGCAGUCUUUAUAUAUCAACAGUAUAUCUGAUACUUGGGAGUGGCAUUUUGAGAUCAUUUCAUGGACUUCCAGACUGGCUGUUAUAUUUGACAUAUGCAACUCAAUCUCGAUAUGCAGGAGCAUUUCUCAGCCAGCAGAUCUUUACAAAAGAUGGUCUACUCAACAACUUGCCAUAUGAUGCUAAUGUGAAUUGUACAUCAUUUUUUCUUUCACAGAGCUCCUCACAAGCAUCUUCCUCCUCCUUUGUGUGUAGAUAUGCAAAUGGAAUGGCAUUCCUUUCAGAACGUUAUGGGAAAAAAGAUGGAGUUGACACUUUAGCAGAAAUUUUGGAUCAUGAUUUAAAUUUUGGUGUAGUAUAUGCCUUUUCCAUUGCCCUCAUUAUAAUAAAUGCACUUCUCUACCUUGUUCCACUGCCAGCUUUUGUGAAAGCAAAGUUUCGUGAGUAAAUGAAAUGCCGUUCUCCUCAAGAUAUACUGAUAAAGGCACGUUUAAAAUGUUGUAGCAACCCAGAAAUGUAUGAAGUCAUAGUCUUGACAGUGGCAAGGAACUGCACACAUUUCACAAAUUAAUGUGAUAUUGGUUACUCAGAUACCUAUGCCAGGUACUGCUAACAGCAAAAUAUCUCCAAAUUGCAUUGAUCUGUACUGACACUGAUAUGAUAAGUGACACUAGCUACUCAGAUAAACAGGAUCCAAACUGAAUGAGAUUUUCACUCUGCAGCGGAGUGUGCACUGAUAUGAAACUUCCUGGCAGAUUAAAACUGUGUGCCCAACCGAGACUCGAACUCGGGACCUUUCCCUUCACAUGGUUUGGAAGGUAGGAGACGAGAUGCUGGCAGAAGUAAAGCUGUGAGUACCGGGCUUGAGUCGUGCUUCGGUAGCUCAGAUGGUAGAGCACUUGCCCGCGAAAGGCAAAGGUCCCGCGUUUGAGUCUCAGUCGGGCACACAGUUUUAAUCUGCCAGGAAGUUUCAUAUCAGCGCACACUAUGCUGCAGAGUGAAAAUCUCAUUCUGGACACAUCCCCCAGGCUGUGGCUAAGCCAUGUCUCCGCAAUAUCCUUUCUUUCAGGAGUGCUAGUUCUGCAAGGUUCGCAGGAGAGCUUCAGUAAAGUUUGGAAGGUAGGAGAUGAGAUACUGGCAGAAGUAAAGCUGUGAGUACCGGGCGUGAGUCGUGCUUCGGUAGCUCAGAUGGUAGAGCACUUGCCUGAAAGGCAAAGGUCCUGAGUUAGAGUCUCCGUCGGGCACACAGUUUUAAUCUGCCAGGAAGUUUUCAGGAUCCAAACUGUUGUGACCAGACGAAACUAUGGUCAUCUGGCCAUAACUGUGGGUUCUUUGAUUGCUGUGGGAGAAGGCUCAUCAAACUUAACACGUGAAAUAUUAGUUCACUUUAUUGCAUAAAUGAUUUACUUAACUUUGACACAGUUCUUUGCCCCAGGACUGCUUGAUAAUUUACAAAUGCCAUUGACUAUGAAAGCAUCACUUGAUGCACAGGUUAACAAACUAUCCUUUUGCAGUACAAAAUGCAUCAUUUAUGAAAGUACAUUUCAUCAGAAACUUUUAACUGUCACUGUCCUACCCGAUUGAUGUUGACUGCUGUAGCUGAGGUCUCGAACUGGGGGAAAGCUCUUCCAAGCUCGGCUAAACAUUCUGCUGCUGUGCUGAGAGGAGAGGUGUUGGCAUCAGGAGUACCUUUGAUUCAUCAUUGCCAUUUGCAGUGGAACCUCACUAGCAUCUGUGGUAUCGAUAUGCAUUGUUGACUUUGGCAUGACACCACAAUCUCUGAGUGAUACUACAGAUGCAGUACUUACAAUAACUUAGAAAUGAUAGUGUCAUGUAAUUCUACUUUCCUACAGCAUCCACCAUUUAGAAAACAUUUUGCUUAAUUCCCAACAGGUUUUCUCAUUUAAAACAAUCUGGACAACUGGUGGGAAAAGACAUAUAAGAAUCAGUUGAGAAAUGUUACAUUCCUAUAUUUUUCAUUUCAUACACCUGGACUUUUUCACUUACAUAAUGGGUAGGGCAAGGGAGGAAGGAUGGAUGGAUGGAUGGAAGGAAGGAAGGAAGGAUGGAUGGAUGGAUGGAUGGAUGUAUUAAAUAUGUAUUACACUUAAUCAAUUGGAUAAACUCAACCAGAUCAGAACAGUACUCUUUAUAAAUUGGAAGAGAGAGAUUCUUGUGUUGUUGUGUAAAAUAUUUAUAAAAUUUUCAUAUUGUAUUUGUAUUUUUCUGAGAACUGUAUGUAUUGAAAGGUAUUCUCUUUCAUGAAUAAAUCUAGCAUAACAUCUCCA
Schistocerca nitens (vagrant locust) is the source of this 3966-nucleotide messenger RNA. RefSeq names its product ATP-binding cassette sub-family G member 5. The transcript has 11 exons. Gene Ontology annotation, molecular function: ATP binding; ATP hydrolysis activity. The coding region runs from base 156 to 2126 and encodes 656 amino acids. The record is from RefSeq and is a predicted model, not a curated record. Gene Ontology annotation, cellular component: plasma membrane. Lineage: Eukaryota; Metazoa; Arthropoda; Insecta; Orthoptera; Acrididae.